Messenger RNA from Gossypium raimondii (Peruvian cotton), 2962 nucleotides. RefSeq names its product formin-like protein 11. The record is from RefSeq and is a predicted model, not a curated record. NCBI's taxonomy places the organism in Eukaryota, Viridiplantae, Streptophyta, Magnoliopsida, Malvales, Malvaceae. Gene Ontology annotation, biological process: actin nucleation; actin cytoskeleton organization. The transcript is spliced from 4 exons. Gene Ontology annotation, molecular function: actin filament binding. Bases 272 to 2884 code for a protein of 870 amino acids.
UUAGGGUUAAAUUGACCUCUACACAUUAAAAGGUGAUUUGCAGGACAAUGGGAGAUUUUAUGAAGGUGAGAAAUAAAGAUAAAGAAGGGGUUCAGUACACCAGCAACUGCCAGGAUCAGGGGUUCCUUGGAGUAGCAUUAAAGACUUAUACAGUACCAAAAUAAAUUUUCUUCUUUUUCUAGUGGGGAAGAAGAAACAAAAAGAAAGUAGAUUUAUCAUUUAUAAGCUGAAAAAAAAAAAGCUUUGAUUGGUGUAGUUGGGGAAAAAAAUCAUGGGUUUUGGUUUUCAGAUUCUUCACAUGAUUUUCAUCAUACUCAUAUUGCAAAGCUCUUACAUUUUGAUUGCUGAUGCUUUAAUGGAGUAUACAGCAGAGGGGUUCAGAGUUGAUGGGGUACAACAAUUGUAUUUCAUGGAGGGAAGUGGGGGCAAUGAGAACAAGAUUGAGAAAGUUUCAGGACAGGAUGAUAAUGAAGUAAAAAUAGCUUCAAUUGUGCUAAAGUUUAGAGCUUUACUUGGACUGAAAAGCAGUACCAAAACAAGAACUCCAUUAAAGGGUGUUAAUGGAUGUUGUUACUCACCAUCUCCUUCUCCAUUACCAAACAUUGAAGCUGAGGUUUCAGUUCCAGUUCCAGCACCAGCGCCAGCAGUGCCAAAGGUUUCCCAUUUCCAUUCUCCACCGCCUUGGUCAAGUUCCAAGCCUCAACCUUACAAAGUUCAUGAACAAAAUGGAGAUGAAGGAAGAGUUAAAAGGAUUCUGGUACCAGUCCUUGUGUCUGCAGGUGCUGUUUCUUUAGCUUGUGUUCUUGGGGUAAUCUGUUUUUGUGGCAAAAUCAGGAAGUACAAAAGGAAAUCAAUGAAAACAGGAAGAAUCAGAGGGAAAUCUAAGUGUUUGAGUUCACAAAAUUCAUCAAACAAGGUGAGUUUAGAUCCGAGCAUUGAUCUUUUUUAUCUUAAUUCCUUGGGAGUGAGCUUAGAGCAGCAACAAGCUUGUUUGAAAACAUCACCAAAUCAUAGCAAAAACUGUUCAACAAGGGAAAUUACAUCAGUCCAUGAAGAUGUAGAAUCAGGAAGAUAUGAUUCUGAUCGUGGGAAAAGCUCAGUUUCUGACAAAAUAAUUCCCAUGGAAUGUCAUUCAUCUGAUGAUGAAUCUUUUCAUUCCUUUGUUGAUUCCCAUUCACCAAAUGCUAGGCUUUCCAAUGCUUCAGCUGGUAGUCUUAAUGAUACAUCAGACAUUCCCAUGGAUGUAUCAAAGAAAUCUCCAUCGCCGCAGCAUUCCACGCCCCCACCGCCACGACCACCGCCACCGCCUCCUCUCCCUCCGGUUGCGCGUGUUGCUCCUUUAAGUUUUGCCUCAUCAGCAACAACUAGAGCAACAAUGAGAACUUCAAGUUCAAGUUCUUCAACAUUGCUCAAUGAAACACCUUCUAGGAAUUCAGAUUCUUCAUUAGGACUAAACCAAAACGAAGCUAACUUGGCUGACACCUCGUUUUCACCUAGAAUACCUUCUACUGUUUCACCAAGUCCACCUAGUGCCAUUCCUCCACCACCGUGUCCACCUCCCUUUCUGAAAAGUCCACCUCCUCCACCACCCCAACUUCCACAGUACUCACCAAUAGGCAAAGAUGGUGUUCCAUUGCCAAAAUUGAAGCCACUUCAUUGGGACAAAGUGAGAGCUGCACCAGACAGGUCUAUGGUAUGGGACAAGCUGAGGUCAAGCUCAUUCGAAUUGGAUGAGGAAAUGAUGGAGUCACUUUUCGGAUACAACAUUCAAAAUCCAAUGAAGAAUGAUGAAACAAAAAGCAAAACCCCUUCUCCAAGUAAGCAUGUACUUGAGCCCAAGAGAUUGCAGAACAUUACCAUUCUCUUAAAAGCACUGAAUGUAACAGCUGAGCAAGCUUGCAAUGCAUUGAUGAAAGGAAAUGGAUUGUUUUUACAACAAUUAGAAGCAUUAGUGAAAAUGGUACCCACCAAGGAAGAAGAGACUAAGCUUUAUGGCUACAAAGGAGAUGUCAAUGAGUUGGGGUCUGCUGAGAAGUUUGUUAAAGUGCUUUUAAGUGUUCCGUUUGCCUUUUUACGUGCCGAAGCUAUGCUUUACCGAGAAACUUUCGAUGACGAGGUUAUUCAUCUUAAAAGCUCUUUUUCAAUGCUGGAGGAAGCCUGCAAGGAACUCAGAUCAAGCAGACUCUUCUUAAAGUUACUUGAAGCUGUACUCAAAACUGGCAAUCGAAUGAACGUUGGGACAAUCCGAGGAGGCGCUAGAGCGUUCAAGCUUGAUGCCCUCCUUAAGCUUGCUGAUGUGAAAGGAACUGAUGGGAAGACUACUUUGCUCCAUUUUGUUGUCCAAGAGAUUGUUCGUUCGGAAGGAAUAAGAGUCUCAGAUAGCAUUAUGGGGAAGAUCAACCAGCGAAACAAAACCAGAACAGCUGAAGAAAAAGAAGAAGAUUACAGAAGAAUGGGACUAGACCUUGUUUCGGGUUUAAGUACCGAACUUUACCAUGUCAAGAAGACAGCAACACUUGACCUCGAUGUUCUUGCAAGUUCUGUCUCAAACCUAUCGGAUGGCAAGGCCAAACUGCAACAUCUAGUUCGAGAAGAGCUAUCAACAGACGAAAAAAGCGGGAAUUUCGUUCGUUCGAUGAACUCCUUCCUGGAUUAUGCAGAGAAGAAUCUAAAGGAGCUGGAAGAAGAUGAACAUAAAGUCCUUUUACAUGUUAGAGAAAUUACAGAAUAUUUCCAUGGAGAUGUGAGCAAAGUAGAUGAAGCAAAUCCGCUAAGGAUAUUCGUGAUCGUAAGAGACUUUCUGGGAAUGUUGGAUCAUGUUUGUAAAGAGCUUAGGAACUUGAAAGUCCCAAGUAGUCCUAGCCCUCUGGCUCCAUUUCGAUAGAGUAGAAUGUGUUUACUUGUGUGUUAAUAAAAUUUUUGUAAUCCCAAACAUUGAUCAGUGAGGCUUUCGUGUUACAAA